CGUGUAUUCCCGCUCCCCCGGGACUCUUGUGCGUUCCACGUCAAUCGGGGAGUUGUCACUCUCGGUCGGCGAAGGAUUAACGAUUUCCUCUUUGAUCGUUCUCGCGUUUAUCCGCGUACUGUUUGGUAAACGGUAUUUUCCUUCUUUUUUUUCUUACAUUUGGAAAGAGAGGCUUCUGCCACGUUUGACUCAUUCCUCGCGAGUCACCCGGUUGUGGAAACUGCCGCGUGUCUCGCGUCCUCGCGCUACGUAGAGGACGUUCGUUGGAGAGAGAUUGCAGCGGCCGUGGUAAUUGAUCGUUUCUCGUGUUUCUCCGGCGCGUCAAACUUCUGGAAUCGUCUCGUUAGAUGACGUGUGACUUUGCUCAUCGAACCGAAACUCGCCCGGUAUAGUUUGUACAAAGUAACAUGAAGGGAGUCAAAGCUCUAUUGAUAGUGGGACUGUUGUCAGUCGCCACAAUUGCAAAAGAGGACAAGGAGAAGGAAGACAUUGGUACAGUAAUAGGAAUUGAUCUGGGCACUACUUAUUCUUGUGUUGGAGUUUACAAGAAUGGUCGCGUAGAAAUCAUCGCUAACGAUCAGGGUAAUCGUAUCACACCUUCCUAUGUGGCAUUUACCACUGAUGGCGAGCGUCUGAUCGGCGACGCCGCCAAAAAUCAGCUGACAACGAAUCCAGAGAAUACCGUGUUUGAUGCCAAGCGAUUGAUCGGCCGCGAGUGGUCGGAUCCCACUGUGCAACAUGACGUUAAGUUCUUCCCGUUCCCAGUCAUCGAGAAGAACAAUAAGCCGCAUAUCAAGGUCGAGACUAGCCAAGGCGAGAAGGUCUUUGCGCCUGAGGAAAUCUCGGCUAUGGUGCUGGGUAAGAUGAAGGAGACCGCCGAGGCGUAUCUUGGCAAGAAAGUCACCCAUGCAGUAGUCACCGUGCCGGCUUACUUCAACGAUGCACAGAGACAAGCCACCAAGGACGCUGGAACUAUUUCCGGUUUGGUUGUAAUGAGGAUUAUCAACGAGCCAACUGCUGCCGCGAUCGCGUACGGUUUGGACAAAAAAGAUGGCGAGAAAAACGUGCUGGUGUUCGACCUGGGUGGUGGCACUUUUGACGUGAGCUUGCUCACCAUCGACAACGGUGUGUUCGAGGUCGUCGCCACUAAUGGUGACACCCACUUGGGAGGUGAAGAUUUUGAUCAGCGUGUGAUGGAUCAUUUCAUCAAGUUGUACAAAAAGAAGAAGGGCAAGGAUAUCCGCAAGGAUAACCGAGCUGUCCAAAAACUGCGUCGCGAAGUCGAGAAGGCCAAACGAGCGCUCAGUGCUAGUCAUCAGGUCAGGAUCGAGAUUGAAUCGUUCUUCGAGGGCGAGGACUUCUCUGAGACAUUGACUCGUGCCAAAUUCGAAGAAUUGAACAUGGACCUCUUCCGUAGUACUUUGAAGCCUGUGCAAAAGGUCUUGGAGGAUUCUGACAUGAGCAAGAAAGACGUGGACGAGAUUGUUUUGGUCGGUGGCUCGACUAGGAUCCCGAAGGUUCAACAAUUAGUUAAAGAGUUCUUCGGUGGCAAGGAACCGUCACGAGGCAUUAACCCUGACGAAGCUGUCGCCUAUGGUGCCGCUGUACAAGCUGGUGUACUUUCCGGAGAACAAGAUACCGACGCAAUUGUACUUCUCGACGUUAAUCCUCUUACGAUGGGUAUUGAGACUGUUGGAGGUGUCAUGACCAAACUCAUUCCAAGAAACACAGUCAUUCCCACGAAGAAAUCUCAGAUCUUCUCCACGGCAUCCGACAGCCAGCACACUGUCACGAUUCAGGUGUACGAGGGAGAGCGUCCCAUGACCAAGGAUAACCAUUUGCUCGGCAAGUUCGAUCUGACUGGCAUCCCACCGGCGCCACGUGGCAUACCGCAGAUUGAGGUCACUUUCGAGAUCGACGCCAAUGGUAUUCUGCAGGUGUCGGCCGAGGACAAGGGCACUGGCAAUCGCGAGAAGAUCGUCAUCACGAACGACCAGAAUCGCCUCACGCCCGAUGAUAUCGAGCGGAUGAUCAAGGACGCGGAAAAGUUCGCCGACGACGACAAAAAGCUGAAGGAACGCGUGGAGGCGCGCAACGAUCUAGAGUCGUACGCGUACUCGCUGAAGAAUCAACUGGCUGACAAGGAGAAACUCGGCUCGAAGGUGAGCGACGCGGACAAAACAACAAUGGAGGAGGCGAUCGAAGAGAAGAUCAAAUGGCUGGAGGACAAUCAGGACACCGAGCCGGAGGAAUAUAAGAAACAGAAGAAGGAGCUCACCGAUAUUGUUCAGCCGAUCAUUGCCAAGCUGUAUCAGGGCGCGGGCGGCGGUGUUCCACCCACCGGCGGCGAGGACGAGGAUAUCAGGGACGAACUUUAACUGCAAAUUAGCGACCCGCUCACCUCAGUUCGCGGCUUAGACUGAUUACUCGCCUUCCGAGAAAAUACUUUACCGAAAUGUGCUGAAACACAUUACGAGAGGCUGAGCGCGGUACACACACACGGUCGCGCGGGAGAUUAUACGUUCUCGCCGUACGUUUAGCUGAAAGUGGCUGUCUGGUUCUAAGUUUUACUUAGAUAAUAUGUAGCAUACACUAUCUAUAACUUUAAGGCUUAGGUUAAGGAAGGCUUUUGAAGCUAAAUGUGCAGUGGGAAUACAAGUCUUCGUCACAAUUCUUACGUACAUUUAAAAAAAAGUGAGAAAAUGCUAACGAUAUCGCGAAGCCAUCAGAUUUUGAGAGAGCGUAGAUCGUAGAGUCUCUCUCUAGAAUUUUGAUCUUUUCUAUAUAAUUUUAUUCGACUUCGCGACAUCGUCAGCAUUUUUGAUGCUGCGCUCAAUUCUCUCCCCCGCAGCACAUGCAUAUUGACUCCACGGCGUCGUUAAUUUAUUUUGAAUUGUUUUGUAUGUUUCUCCACUAAGUGUAAUAAUCGAAUAAUCGGUUACUUGCGGAGCAAAGCGCGUUAAAGAUGUAUUCGUGAAUAUGCGCAUGUAUGAUUGAACGAAAGAGUGAAUGAAUUGUGUGAGGACGCGCGGGCUUGUAACUCGUAUACUGCCAGCGAGUUACACACUAUGUACAAUGUAGCCGUGUCUACGUGUGAGUGCAACAUGUGUAUCACGCAAGAAUAAAGAUUUUUUCAGUAAAACUUAA
Molecule: messenger RNA, 3147 nt
Organism: Monomorium pharaonis (pharaoh ant)
Lineage: Eukaryota; Metazoa; Arthropoda; Insecta; Hymenoptera; Formicidae
Gene: Hsc70-3
Product: endoplasmic reticulum chaperone BiP
Exons: 6
Coding region: 408-2378 (656 amino acids)
Biological process (GO): endoplasmic reticulum unfolded protein response; cellular response to unfolded protein; protein refolding
Cellular component (GO): cytoplasm; endoplasmic reticulum chaperone complex; endoplasmic reticulum lumen
Molecular function (GO): heat shock protein binding; misfolded protein binding; ATP hydrolysis activity
Source: RefSeq, a predicted model, not a curated record